UUCUAGGUACUUGGGAAUCACCAGUGAACAAAACACAGAUCCUGCUCAUGUGGACCUUGUAUGCCAGAGACAAUUGCAGCAUGACUUUCCCAUGGCCAUGAUUUUCAGCACAGAUGAUUUUUUCGCCAGGGAAGAUGGUGCCUAUGAGUUCAAUCCUGACUUCUUGGAGGAAGCUCAUGAAUGGAACCAGAAAAGAGCAAGAAAAGCAAUGAGGAAUGGCAUAUCCCCCAUUAUUAUUGAUAAUACCAACCUCCACGCCUGGGAAAUGAAGCCCUAUGCUGUCAUGGCACUUGAAAAUAACUAUGAAGUUAUAUUCCGAGAACCUGACACUCGCUGGAAAUUCAACGUUCAAGAGUUAGCAAGAAGAAACGUUCAUGGAGUCCCAAGAGAAAAAAUACACCGAAUGAAAGAACGGUAUGAACAUAAUGUUACCUUUCACAGUGUACUUCAUGCAGAAAAACCAAGCAGAAUGAACAGAAACCAGGACAGGAAUAAUGCAUCACCUUCCAGUGGUGCAGGAUACUGGAAUUGUUAUGCAGAGUUUCCACACCGGAGGGCUCAUGGUAGCUUCACAAACGAGAGCUCCUUUAGCAGAAGGGGUGGUUGUCACCAUGGAUAUUAGAGGCCUAUCUUACAGCCAUUCAGAAUUUUCCUAAAUAAGUUUUUACUUCAAUUUUUGGUAUUUAUUGUUUGUUUAGUUUUAGCAGAGCUCUGAUUCCAGUGUAAAUAGUUAAACCCCAAAGUUUCUGAGCAGAGGUUACUAUAUUCAUUAUCAUCGACAAGAACUUGUUAAAGUGCACCUGUGUGCAUGGUCUGAUGCUGGGCAUUCUGAGAUUUGAUUAAAGUCUUUCUCUAGAGGAAGAAUUAAUUUGAAACUGAAAUCCAUGAACAUAAACAGUCAUUGAGGUUCAUACACAAAACUAUAUUAUAUGUGUUUCAGUGCCAUUUUAUUAAUUAUCUUUCAAAAGCUUCAUCUCUACCAGAAGCGAGAGAGGUAGGGGAGAAACAAGAGGCAGAAAAUGUUUUUAGUGCCACUGCUACUUGAUAAUAUGUAUCCAAACACGUGAGACAUGUGGUUAAUGAUACUGAUUUUCCUUUAAAAUAGGCUAGAAAGUUUACAUAUAAAGGAAUAUUAUUCUUCAAAGUGGACACUUUGGGAAGUUACUCCUUUAUUUUGAUGAUCUAUUACCCUUAAGAUGUCUGUGGAACCUUGAUCACUAAACAAGUGACUCAGGAAAAUCAGUGUCAUUAUUUGUAAUGCUUUGUGUUUAACUACUUUAUUCAACAGAAUUAAACCUAACUUUUGUCUGUUGUCUUAUUGUGUAAAUAAAAUUAACCUGCCUUCAUAAAACAUCAAUUUUGAGAAACAAUUAAGCAAUUUCUAAAAUUAUGUCUAUAAAUGUAAUUACUUGGCACCCAAAAUAUUUGGGAGUGCAAGGAAUUAGGCAGCCCAGGAUAUAGA
Molecule: messenger RNA, 1462 nt
Organism: Fukomys damarensis (Damara mole-rat)
Lineage: Eukaryota; Metazoa; Chordata; Mammalia; Rodentia; Bathyergidae
Gene: N4bp2l1
Product: NEDD4 binding protein 2 like 1
Exons: 5
Coding region: 92-622 (176 amino acids)
Source: RefSeq, a predicted model, not a curated record